AUGUCGGUCUCGGGUGACAGCCAGAAAAGCUUCCCCCAGACGUAUGAACCCGUCGUUCCCACAGAUCUCACUCGUGGCUCCUAUCACAGCUCAAUGGCGCCCCAACCGCAGCACACGGUGCAGGAGACCCCGGCUGACAGCAAUGCAUCGCUGAAGAGCCCGCGGACGGCCCGUUUCGCUGAAGCCACUACCAUUCACUCCCCCGUGGAACAGAGCGAAGCGGGGCGAUCACCCUUCGCGGAUCCUCUGCAGCCCAAAACCCCAGGAGGUGUCGCGGAUGUCGGGUUUGGCUAUGUGACAUCCAACGACCCCGCGCAGCAUGCACAGGACUCGCGGCCCCCGGUGUCGCCUUUGAAAAGCGGGAUGAAGGUGCCCAACACGGCUCGCUCGUUGAACCCGCUCAGCCCAACCUUCCGUGAGGAGUAUAUGCUGGAGAAACAAGAAAAGCAUACCGAGAAGGAAAAUGCGCGAGAUUUGAGAAUCAAACUCCGUGUUCGCAUCGCCAAGAUCUUCCUUCGCUUCGUGAACUUUGGCUGCAGUCUGAUCGUGCUGUCCCUACUGGCCACGACGCUGACCAUCUUCAACGCGACCAAGACCAUCCCCACACGCAACAAUCUCCCUCCUUGGGCAGAGGGCACCAACCCAUGGCCGCAAUAUCUCCUCUUGGCCUUGGCUUGUGUCUCACUAUUUGCCUGUUUGAUUGUGUUUUGGGCCUACUACAAGGGCGGCCACCGGCGCGCCGAAAAGGCUGCUAUUUACUACACAUCCUUUUCGAUCGGCUUCUUCGUUUUCAGUCUGGUCAUGUGGAUUGUCGGCGCAGCUCUCUAUCAACACUCCAAGUCAACAGGCAAUAGCAAGGACAUGUGGGGUUGGUCGUGUGCCAAAAACAGGCGCGAGGAGCUCUAUCACAGUUCGGUUGACUAUGCCCUGCUGUGUCGUCUUCAGGACUGGGGUCUUGUCUGCGCCAUCAUCGAAGUCGUGAUCGAAGUCCUCGUGAUCCUGAUCUACGUCGUGGUCUUCUACCGCUUCUGGACCAAGCGCAGACUCAUGAAAACCAUGGACAACCGCGACAAUGCGCGCUCCGACCUGUACCUCGCCCAGCUGCGGCUUCAAUCGGCCCCCAACACCCCAGGUUUCGCCGGCUUCCAGUCCAACCCGCCCAAGUCACCAUUCUACCCACCCAAGUCACCGUACUACGCGCCCAAGUCUCCCUACUAUGCCGUCGACCCUUACUCGGCCGCCGAGAAGGGCCAAAGCGAGUCCUGUCCCACGCAGUACGCAUCGCCGCGCUCGCCAACCCGCCCGGUCCCAAGCUUCCAGCUGCAACCACCUCCCAUCCGCGUCCAGCAGCCCACGCCGCAGACUGCCCAACAGGAAUUCGCUGCCCUGGCUUCGUCCCCUUCGCCGCCGGUGCCCAGGCAGUCCCCGUCUCCGCCUGCUCCGAGCGCUCCUCAACAUAUGGCUGCCGCUCCCGGUGAGCAGACCUACGAUGCCGUCCAGAUUCCUACUGCCUACACGAGUCCCAUGGCGCCGCAGUUCCCGUCGGCUGUCCGUGACAAAUGA
Messenger RNA from Penicillium alfredii, 1563 nucleotides. RefSeq lists its product as uncharacterized. Lineage: Eukaryota; Fungi; Ascomycota; Eurotiomycetes; Eurotiales; Aspergillaceae. The coding region runs from base 1 to 1563 and encodes 520 amino acids. The record is from RefSeq and is a predicted model, not a curated record. The transcript is spliced from 3 exons.